AACAGGUGUGGAGUGUGUUGCGAUGAAUUUGGAGUAUGUUCAAUGUUUCUGGAAUAAAAAUGGUAUUCCAGAGGUCAAUUACACCUUUUCCAGCCGGUUAGUACCUGAUGAGGAAAACAUGUUGUUCACUCAUGAAACAGAAACAAACUGUUCUGAAUACUUAUCAGAAAACGGCACAAAUACUGGAUGCAUUCGGGCUUUGAAAAAAAUAAUAUUCAGGCUUCACCAAUUUUACACGACCUUGAGAAACAGCAGUGAGGUGUAUCAUCAGUAUCAUAAGCCGCCAAUGAAAGUCAAGUUAAAGCCACCAUCCAACCUGACGGUAAAAAAAGGAUCUGACUUCAACCUGUGGUUUUACUGGAACCACACUCAUAGAGGACAUGUGAAGAUUCAGAGUCAAGUCCAACACAGAAUAAACAACAACAUAUGGGAGCCCUCUGAUGUUGUUGAUGACAGGCAGUAUUAUUGCAUUGAAUCCCCCUCCAACAGCUCCAGAUAUGAGCUGCAGGUACGAAGCAAAUGUGGCCCAGAUAAAGACUCAAAAUCUUGGAGCGACUGGAGCGAGCCGGUGGUCUUCGAUAAGAGCCCAAAUACAACUAUGGUAAAAAAGGUAGAUGGGUCAAUGUCUGUGUGGACACCAGUGCAUUAUGUGGUGGGGGUCAUCGGCUUCAUCCUACUGAUCCUGCUGCUAAUGAAACAUGACAGGCUCAGAAUCAUCUUCAUCUCAGUGGUUCCCAAACCCUCUCUGAAGUCUCCCGACUUCAAGGAUUGGUUUCAGUUCCCCAAUGGCCUGACAAAAGAAGACUUUAAAGCCAGCUACACGGACCAGGCCUGCCCUGUGUGUGAGUACACCUACGUCUCACCUUCUGACAGCAGCAGAUGCAACRGCCCCGACCUCACCGAAGACCACGAUGACUGCUCCAUCACCAUCGCCAAAAAGGAAUUGGAGGAGCCAUCCUCCCCUGCUGAGUCCUCUGAUGUCUUAUCUGARGAGGAACAGCAGGUUAUGGUUUAARCUUCGUCUCGGCCAA
Austrofundulus limnaeus is the source of this 1031-nucleotide messenger RNA. RefSeq lists its product as uncharacterized. The record is from RefSeq and is a predicted model, not a curated record. Gene Ontology annotation, biological process: cytokine-mediated signaling pathway. The transcript is spliced from 7 exons. Gene Ontology annotation, molecular function: protein binding; cytokine receptor activity. Gene Ontology annotation, cellular component: external side of plasma membrane. Lineage: Eukaryota; Metazoa; Chordata; Actinopteri; Cyprinodontiformes; Rivulidae. The coding region runs from base 23 to 1015 and encodes 330 amino acids.